This is a messenger RNA of Brienomyrus brachyistius, 1160 nucleotides long. RefSeq names its product jagunal homolog 1a (gene jagn1a). The transcript is spliced from 3 exons. Lineage: Eukaryota; Metazoa; Chordata; Actinopteri; Osteoglossiformes; Mormyridae. The record is from RefSeq and is a predicted model, not a curated record. Gene Ontology annotation, biological process: endoplasmic reticulum organization; vesicle-mediated transport; granulocyte colony-stimulating factor signaling pathway. Gene Ontology annotation, cellular component: endoplasmic reticulum membrane. The coding region runs from base 159 to 710 and encodes 183 amino acids.
UUCCGGGUUGUUCAUGCCUAAGGGUAGCGUCGCGAUUGCAAGGAGGUGUUUUUGGAUCAAGUCAGCUGAAAAUUAAUACUGUCGCUACUUAUCGAACAUACUUCGUUUUAUUUAGCCAAAUUUCAAUUUUCCUCACGCGACCGCAAAACGGAUGUGCUAUGGCUUCUCGCGCUGGCCCCAGAGCUCAAGGCACUGAUGGCAGCGACUUCAAGCACAGAGAGAAGGUAGCCUCGCACUACCAGAUGAGUGUGUCACUCAAGUCAGAGAUUCGGAAGCUGAACAUCGUCCACGUGCUGAUCUGGCUGCUGGUGGCCGCUCAGGUGACCGUCAGUAACCUGGGCCUGGUGUCACAUGACCUGGUGGCCGCCCCUUACCAGUGGGAGUACCCCUACUUGAUUAGCAUCGUGCCAUCCAUUUUCAGCUUCCUGGCGCUCCCACGCAACAACAUCAGCUACCUGGUACUUGCCAUGAUCAGCUCUGGCCUCUUCUGCAUCGCCCCUCUUAUUUAUGGGGCUAUGGAGAUGUUUCCGGUGGCUCAGCAGCUCUAUCGCCACGGAAAAGCCUACCGCUUCAUCUUUGGCUUCUCGGCAGUCUCCGUGAUGUACCUGGUGAUGGUCAUUGCCAUACAGGUGCACGCCUGGCAAAUUUACUACAGCAAGAAGCUGCUGGAUGCGUGGUUCACUUCCACACAGGAGAAGAAGAAAAAAUAACUGACUAGACAUAACUGGGAAAAAUAUGACAUUUAGUACCUCUCUUCCGCCCCCACCUUUUCUCCUUUUUUUCCCUUUUUCCUUUUUAAGUGGUCUGAUUUUAUGGAGAAUCAAGGUGUAUUUUGUGCUUGGACAAAGUGGCAACCAGAAGCAAAGCUCAGUUAGGCACAACGCUCAUUUUUAAUUUAUUCUAGAUGGGGUUUCAUGCUUCAUGUUCGGUUAUCAAAUCAGCCAGGUGACUGAAGAAACAUGACAUCAUGCCGUCACAUAAGUGACACUGAGUCUCACUGCUGAAGGUUAGCUUCUGUGCUGAAUUCUCGGCAUGAAGGAGUUCGGGACCUUCUGAGAUUGGAUGAGCUGCAUGUUGUUCACCGUUGUGCCUGAGUGUGAUUGUCACCACCAUGCCAAAAAAAAAAAAAACACAAUACUCCAAUAAAUUUAGGGAGGUCA